GAUCGACCGGGCGAGGGAGGCCCACAGCGAGGAGGUCGGGCGCCUGCGGGCGGAGGUGCAGCGGCUGCAGGCGCUGGUCGCGGCCUGCACAAAGGGGGCGCGCGGCUCGCUGCUGAAGCGGGAGGAGGUGUCCCAGGCGUCCGACGAGGAGCCGCCCCACCUUGACAAGAAGUCGAGGAAUGACUCCCGCAUGACCGCCGACGCGCCUUUUUCGACGGCGUCCGCUGGCGGGUGGUCUCCGUCUACGUCCCUGGCGGCGCCGUCGCGCCCGUCGGUCCGCGAGCGCGAGGAGAGGCGGCUAGUCACCGAGAUCUUUCAGAAGUCUGGCUCGUUCAAGUCGCUGCGGAGGAGCACCACCAGCUCGGUGUCGCAGACGUCCGACCGGAGCAUCAUGUGGAGGCUAGUUAACUCGCCAGUGUUCGAGGCGGUCGUCGGGGUGGUCAUCUUCGCGAACGCGUUUCUCAUCGCGACGGAGGCGCAGUACGCUGGGUUCAGCUUGGCCGAGGACACGGGGCACGCCAGCGCGCGGGGGCACUCGGCCGAGGUGUGGCCCCACGCCCGGGAGGUCUUCGAUGCGCUCUCCACGGCCUUCGGUGCGUUUUUCCUGGUGGAGCUCCUUCUCAAGCUUGUCGCCCUGCGCUUCGAUUUUUUCCGAGAGGCGUGGAACUGGAUAGACGCGCUGAUUGUCACCCUGUGGCUCUCCAGCGAGUUCAUAAAGCACGUCGGCUCGCGUCUGAGUUUCCUGCGGAUGGCUCGCAUAGCCCGCUUGGCGCGCCUCGCGCGUAUCCUCAAGUUCGUGCACAGUCAUUUCACAGAGACUCUCUUCAUAAUGAUGGAAUCGUUGAAAGGUGGCGUCUCGACCGUGGCGGGGUCUUUCUUCUACCUGCUGACAAUACAUUUGUUGCUGGCUCUCUCGGUCAACCAGUUGCUUUUUGCGUUUUAUUUUGAGUCUGAUCCGUCAACGGCCAACGAACAGGCAGAAGUGUUUGAGUACUUUGGCUCCUUCUCACGUGCAUUAUUCACGAUGUUUGAAAUCACGUUCAACGGUUCGUCGAACGCUGCCAGAGUGUUGGUAAAUGACGUCAACGAGGUGUUUAUUAUUUACUCCAUCUGCCACCAUGCUAUACUCGGAUUCGCAAUCAUAUCAGUGAUCCAGGCUGUCUUCAUACAAGAGACAUUCAAUGCGGUUCAGAAUUGUGAUGAGGUAAUGGUGAGGCAGGCGAGGUCGAAGCAAGCGCGCCAUGAGUGUAACAUGUGUAGGCUCUUUGGUGAGGCCGACCUCGAUGGGAAUGGUUCGGUGGACGUCAAUGAGUGGAUGACCAUGUGUGAGGACAGUUGGGUGCAGACGUGGCUUCGCUCGCAGGGUAUUGAAGCAAGCUAUGCUCGGACGUUGUUCGAGCUGCUAGACGACGGAGACGGAAAGCUCACUGCUGUCGAGCUCGUCCAUGGCACAGCGAAGUUGCAAGGUACCAGCGUAAGUAUGACCAUCAUCGAAGUGAUCCGUAGCAUUCAGAAGAGUAUGUGCGAGAUCAGAGAAGAAUUGAUGUUUGCGCCUCAUGCCGUCGCGGCAGAGCGCAUGUAG
This is a messenger RNA of Prorocentrum cordatum, 1582 nucleotides long. Lineage: Eukaryota; Dinophyceae; Prorocentrales; Prorocentraceae. The record is from the annotation of a GenBank genome assembly.